Molecule: messenger RNA, 1889 nt
Organism: Loa loa (African eye worm)
Lineage: Eukaryota; Metazoa; Nematoda; Chromadorea; Rhabditida; Onchocercidae
Product: synembryn
Exons: 1
Coding region: 74-1765 (563 amino acids)
Biological process (GO): G protein-coupled receptor signaling pathway
Cellular component (GO): cytoplasm
Molecular function (GO): guanyl-nucleotide exchange factor activity; G-protein alpha-subunit binding
Source: RefSeq, a predicted model, not a curated record
UUUAGAGAAUUGGAGAAUUGAUCAAUAUUACGCAAGCUAUAUUUUCGCAUACUACCUUUUAACAUUGCGGACGAUGGCCGACGAUAUAUCUGAAAGCGAUUUGGUACAGUGGCAGAAUUCAUCGACUGAUGAUUUCGUCAAAUGUCUAAAACGAAUUAAUGAUAGUUUUGAACAAUAUCAUACAUUUAGCAAUGUUGACGUCGAUAGUAGGCGUCGGAUACAGGCCGUUUUCCGCGAGCGUUUUCAAGAAUCGUCGACAAUUCGUCAACAGAUCCUUCGCUUUUUGCGGAUUUUAGCACGAGAUAAGCAAAAUUUGGAUCAGCUACUGUCUUCCGGUUUGGUACAAGAUGUACUUGGUGUUGGUCUCCUGACUGAGCGGCUUUUUGAAUUUGAUUGGGAGUCAUUCAUCCAGGCUGAAAUGUGUCUCAUCAAUAUACUCUUUAACAGUAAACUUGCGAGAGAUGAAUUUAAUGAAAUUGCUUCGGAUCUGCUGCUUAGUCGAAUUAGACUCUUGAGUGAGACUUCAAGAAGUUCUUCUAAACAGCGGAACAAUGAUGACAUUCGGGCUACUGAAAAGGAUAUUGGCAUUUCUGCAAAACCGAAAAUUUUUGAAUCCUUAGUGGAAUUUUUGAAUAAUGAACAAAUAGAUUUGGUUGCUUUUUACGACCUCCGUAUUGCGUUUGUCGCAAGCGCACAAUCUAAAGAUUUGCAGUUGUACUGGUUAAAAGAUGGGUGUGAGGUUUUCUUGAAAAUAUUGGAACAGAGUUUACACUUUCCGGAACGACUGAAACAGAAUUCGCGAUGGAGAAGUUUUGCAGAACAUACGAAUUGGGCGUUAAAAAUCUUAUUUAAUAUAUUUUGCUAUUCACGGGACGAUUCUGUGGAAUCAAAUGCAAAACAAUGCAUGUUAUUAUGCUCAAAAAUUGUCACCUUAGAAAACAUUGACCCAUCUCUUGAGCAAUCCGCGGUAGAUGUAAUUGCAGUAUUUCCACUGUCCUUCGAAUUGCUAACACCGAAAAUACAGCAUACAGAGAAAAAAGACACAAAUGUAAUCCAUGGCGGACGUGACAUGACUUUUGCAAAUGCUGUACUUCAUGCGCUGGAACGACGUCUGGAAGCAGAAAAUAAUGAAAAAAACGAGCUCCUCGGUACCUUUUUAACCGUUUUGAUACGGUUAAGUUCUCAAGUGAAAGAAGCACGCCGUUAUUUACGUUUACUGGUUAUUCCACCACUUCAUGCUACCGAUGUUGAACGACGACCGGAUGACGGUAUUGAAUUGCGUAAUCGUAUGAUUCGUUUGAUGAUGAGCAUUUCGAAUAUUCAGGACUUGGCAGCUGAAUUCAUUUUCAUCUUAUGUAAGAAAAGUGUUAAUCGUUUUGUUAAAUAUUGUGGUUUCGGGCAUGCAGCUGGUUUGUUGGCUAAUCGCGGUAUCCUGAAUGCUCUGAAUACCCCGAAACAUCAUUCGGAUAGUGAGGCUUCAGAAACAGAAGAUUAUAAAGCAGUUGAAACGCAGGUAAAUCCAGUAACUGGUUGCAUUGAUCCUGCUGUAGAAAAUCCGUUUACUGGAAUGACCGAGGAGCAGAAGGAGUACGAGGUGCAUCGGUUGAUGAAUGAUAUUAAUAAGCUUAUGAAUCAAGGACUGAUAACUCCAGGACAGAUUGGGAAAGAUGGACAUUUAGAGCCUGUAAAACAUGUGCUGGAACUUGUCAAAGAUGAUGACACCGAACCUGAUAGAAGUGAUAGCGAAGAUGGUGUUGGAUCUUAACUAUUACUGAACCGAAAUCUAUUCAUUAUAUGCCCAUCUCAUCAAUUACUGAUUAUGUGGGUCAUAAACUUCUAUUGUUGGCUUGCAUCAAAAAACCAAAGAUGGGGUGAAGACGGUGCGAAAG